UUCAAUCAAGUUCCAAUAUUCAAUUAAAUCUUUCUCUAUUUCUAUCUCUCUCUCUCUACACCCUCUUGUGUGAUACUUUCACUAAUCAACAAAGAAGCAAUAGUUUUUCUAUUGCCAUUGAUGAAGAUGAAGAUGAAGAUGAAGAUGAAGAUGAAGAUGACCAUGAGAAAAGAGGAAUGAAAAGAAGGAGGAAGAGGAGGAGGGAGGAGGAUGAUGAUGAGAAGGAAAAGAGAGAGAUUCAACACAAGCUUUGUAGUAGCAGACAACAAAGACCCUCUCAGAUUGCUUUACAGCCAAUGAAAACAAUUUUGGAUUUGGCAUGCUCAGUAAAUGGGGAAUGUGAUCUUCUUCGUUUCGAUGAUUGCCGAAUGAGGCGAAGCUGUUCAGAGCCACCCUGGUGUUUGAUUUCGAAGAAACUGCAGGUCAAAUGUGUAGAGACAAAGAUUUCUCAGCCACAUUGCCAUUGGAUUGAAGUGAAUCCCGAGCCAAAUGUCAGGAACUCUUGUAGUAGCUCUCAUAGCUGCUGCAGGAGUGGUGGCAUUUGUGGGGAUAAUUUUUCUACUAUGGUAUUGCUUAUUUCGUAAAAGUAUUUCAAGAACUUCGGAAACUAAUUCAUCAGAACCAUCGAUACAGGCCGGAGGAAAUGUCGAACUGUCCGGGGGUGUGUCUUACCCGUCCGGCUUGCAAGGCGCAAGAUCCUUCUCUCUUGAAGAAUUAAAUCUUGCUACCAAAAACUUCAGCAGCGUUAAUCUUAUUGGAUAUGGUAGAUUUGGAGAAGUGUAUAAGGGUUUGCUUCAAGAUGGGAUGAUCGUUGCCAUUAAAAGUCGUCAAGCUGCCCCUAGUCGGGAAUUUGUUGAAGAGGUACGUAAUUUAUCAACUAUUCGGCAUCGAAAUCUAGUGAGCCUCUUGGGAUUUUGUCAAGAAAAGGACUUGCAGAUGCUCGUUUAUGAGUACAUACCGAAUGGCAGUGUUUCCAGCCAUUUAUAUGGUGCCAAUCAGAUGUCGAGUGAAAAGCUAGAAUUCAAGAACAGGCUCUCGAUAGCCCACAACGCAGCUAAAGGUCUGGCUCACUUGCAUGGUUUUGAUCCUCCGGUGAUACAUAAGAACUUUAAGACGGCAAAUGUCCUAGUGGAUGAGGAUUUCAUUCCUAAAGUUGCAGAUGCUGGGCUCCGAAAUUUGAUGGAAAGAAUUGGUGGUGCCUCUUCAACCUCCCAAAUGAUAGUGGACGAUGUUUUCAUCGAUCCUGAGGUAAAGCAUUCAGGGACUUUCUGUGCAAAGAGUGAUGUUUAUAGUUUUGGAGUUUUUCUUCUUGAAUUGGUUAGCGGACGGGAUGCUAGAACAGAUCAAAGUCUCAUUGCAAAGGUACAAAACUAUCAAGACCCGAGCACCAUCUCAUCCCUCGUUGAUUCCCGAAUGGGCAGCAGUUUCACCACAGAAGGCAUGAAAGAGUUCUUGAGGCUUGCCUUCUGGUGCCUGAACACAUCUUCAGAAAGACGCCCACCGAUGAGUUUUGUCGUGUUAGAGCUCAACAGAAUACAUGAAAAAGAAAUCAGCCUGACAACGGUCAUGGGCGAAGGUACCCCGACCGUCACCCUUGGAAGCCACCUCUUUACAGCAGCAAGAUAAAUGAAUACCAACAUCUUUCUAUUCAAACUCUCAGAGCAAACCUGUAAAUUAGUUCAUCAGCUUUGAGUUAAGUGUAAAAAGAAGCGUUGUAUUCUUUGUAAUUUUUCUUUUUACCUCCCAUAAAUUCAUGGGAAUUCAUGUGUAAACAAACCCUCUUUUUUUGCUGUUAUUUGCUGUGGCAUAUCAAUUAAAUUAUUGGCAUUGGUGUGAAUCCA
Messenger RNA from Dioscorea cayenensis subsp. rotundata (Guinea yam), 1841 nucleotides. RefSeq names its product putative serine/threonine-protein kinase. The transcript is spliced from 9 exons. Gene Ontology annotation, biological process: protein phosphorylation. The record is from RefSeq and is a predicted model, not a curated record. Bases 490 to 1626 code for a protein of 378 amino acids. Gene Ontology annotation, molecular function: protein kinase activity; ATP binding. Lineage: Eukaryota; Viridiplantae; Streptophyta; Magnoliopsida; Dioscoreales; Dioscoreaceae.